Molecule: messenger RNA, 534 nt
Organism: Aspergillus oryzae RIB40
Lineage: Eukaryota; Fungi; Ascomycota; Eurotiomycetes; Eurotiales; Aspergillaceae
Exons: 3
Coding region: 1-534 (177 amino acids)
Source: RefSeq, a predicted model, not a curated record
AUGCAGAGCGCAGAACCCAUGUCCCAGACGCUGGAAGAGCUACAGGAAAAAACGGACAUGGUUGAAUAUCCACAGACUCUGAAGUAUAUCAGAGGCGCGUUAACCAAGAGCAAACUGCGAAACUUCAUUCAGCAACUGCCCCUGAUCGGGUUUGCAAGGCCGGCCCCCAGCACUUCAGACAAGUGGGCACCAACCGAACACGAUGGGUCAUUCUAUGACACGUUUAAGAAAUUGCUGGAGCAGAGCAACCAAGCCUCCGAUGCUGAUGCUCCAGCUGAACUACCGAAGAUGAAUGACCUAACAAAGCGUCUCGGGCUACAGUUCGAAAAGGUCUUUGGGCAGAUCGCUUUGACACAGCGUAGAGGUCUCCACUUGCCCUUCACCCAGAUUGUGACAAAGAUAUCGUUGAUCUUGUCAUGCGCUACGAGGUACCACGCCCCUGAUAAGCGUAGGCGAGAAAUAGUGCUCACCAUAACCCUAGGAUGUUGGAGAACAAAGAUUAUCCAUUCGUUCGAAACAUAUACGUACGUAUAA